AAUGCUAAGCCUAUAAAUAGGAAGGAGUGUGCCAGUGCUGGUUGGAUAUCAGAAAAAGAAAAAAAUACUAUUAAAGCAGAUUGGGUGUGACGCUGUGAUCCCCCCGUUGCCAGGGAGAGAGCGGUGGGGCCAUGGCUGCUGGGGCUGCGGUCGGGGAGAACCAACUCCAGAGGAUUAUCAGAGAUCUGCAUGAGGCUGUUUCAGAGCUUGCAAAGGAGUACAGGGAGAGUGGGGAGCCGAUCACAGAUGACAGCACCAACCUGCACAAAUUCUCCUACAAGCUGGAGUAUCUGCUACAGUUUGACCAGAAGGAGAAGACCACGUUUCUUGGAACCAGGAAAGAUUAUUGGGAUUACUUCAGUGACUGUCUGGCUAAGAUCAAAGGAGCCAAUGAUGGGAUCCGCUUUGUGAAAUCCAUCUCUGAGCUGAAAACUUCCCUGGGGAAGGGACGAGCAUUUAUUCGCUACUCCCUUGUGCAUCAGCGACUGGCCGAUACGUUGCAGCAGUGCCUAAUGAACCAGAGGGUCACCAGUGACUGGUACUAUGCACGAAGCCCCUUCUUGAAGCCCCACCUCAGUGUUGACAUUAUCAGUCAUCUGUAUGAGCUCAAUGAGGUCCAGUUUGAUGUUGCAUCCAGAGGUCAUGACCUUGAUGCUUCUUGGCCUACCUUCGCAAGGAGGACACUAGGUAUGGCAAACUCACCUGGCCACAUGUGGAAACCACCAAGUCGCAGCUCCAGCAUUAACAGUCUGGCCAGCAGCUACUCACAGCAAGCACCUGAGUUCCCUUCUAGCCCUGACUAUGGCCAAGGUCUGCUGAGCGACCUGAACGAAUCUCUCCCUACCUGCAGCGAAGAUGUCAGUGCAGUUGAGGAUCUUCGCCUGGAGCUGGAUCAGUCUGAACUGAAGCAACGAGAGCUCUUGGAUAGAGUGCAGCAGCUGGGGAAUGAGGCUGCUGAGCUCAGGGGGGUAGUGGUGGAGCUCCAGAGACAGCUGGAUGUGUCACUGGCUGCCCAGGAAGAGCAACAGGGCUUGCAGGAAGCACUCAAGGCCCUGGAAGGAAGAGGGGAGGCCCUUUCCAGAGAGCUGGACACUCUUAGAGCCAAGGAAAGAGGCAGGGAAGCUGAGCAAUGCCUACUCCAGGAAAAAUUGACAGCUGCCGAGGGGAAGAACGUAGAACUCCUGGCAAAAUUGGAUGGGGUGCUGAAUGAGAAAGGCCAGCAGGCAGCCAGUUACUUUGAUUCAGCACAGAAGAUACAUGAGCUGCUGGACAGAUUAAAAGAAGCAGAGAAAGGGAAGAUGGAGGCUGUUGCUGAAGUAGAGGAGAAGAAAAGGCAGGCAGAAAGGCUGGAGGAGGAACUGAGAGUCAAGGAGGCAGCUGCAAAAGAAAGUGAGACAAAACUUGGAGCAUUAGUAACAUCUGCUUCUGAGGAAAAGGCCAAGUUGGAAGAAAGACUGGAGGAACAAUGCAAUGCUCUUGACAAGCUGCAGGGGGGCCUGACACUGAAAGAGAAGGAGGCUAGCAAUCUUCAAAGGCAGCUUCAGGACAUCCAAAGAUCCCUCGAAGAGAAGGAGAAACAGGUGGAGGAGUUUAAGAGGAAAGCACAAGAAGAUAAAGAUGAGAUGCAGAGGAAUAUCGGUGGCUUAAAGGAGUCUUUAGAGGCAGAGGUCACUGAGCUGAAGGAACAGCUCAGGGGAAAAGAUACAGAACUAACUUCCAUCUGUCAGACACUACAGCAGCUAGAAGCCAAGAACCAAAGUCUGACCACAGAGAGGGACAGAAUGGCCACCAACCUCACUGAACUAGAGACCAGUAUCAAGGAGCAGGCAAAGAAGAUAGAGGACUACAAGACACAGUGCACCAAUCUAAUGGAGCUCAAUGGGAAACUGCUGACCACAGUGAAGAGGAAUGAGGAGUUGAAGAAGGAAAUGGCAGAGAACAGAACAGUUCUUGAGGCUGAAUUGGCAGCUCUGAGGGCUUCUGAGAAACAACUCAGAGGCCAGCUGGAUGAUGCCAAGGUGACAGUGGACGAGAAAGAGAAGAGGUUGCGCGACGAGAACCGUACCCUGGAUGAGAGUCUGCAGCGAGCAGUCAUGGCCGGAAAGCUCUCAGAGGCAACAUCAAAGCGGCUGGAGCAGGAGAACCAGAGUCUGAGAGAGGAACAGGCCACUGUGAAAGCAUCUCUGAGCUGCAUGCAGGCAGAGCUGAAGUCUAUUCACGGCCAGAUUGGAGACCUUGAGAAGAGUUUGGGAUCUUCACGCAAGAAUGAAGCCAGCCUUCAAGAGCAGCUCCGAGCCAAAGAGGCCCAGUUAGAGAGUCAAGAGAAAAACUGUGUUGAGCUCCAGUCCAAGGUGAAAGGUCUGGAGGCUAGGGAGCAGGAGCUCCAGUUAGCCAAGGCCCAGGUAGAAGCAACUUGUGUGAAACAAACAGAAAUGAUUGAAAGAGUUACCUCUGAGAAGCAGGCAGUAGAGAAAUCUCAGGUGGAGAGGAGCUCUCUCCAAGCCAAGGAAAACCAGGAAAUGACUGCCAAACUCACUAUGCUUGAGGGCCAGCUGGAGGUGAACAUGAAAGAAGUGUCCAGGCUCCAGGCAGAGGUCCUGGACCUCAGGGUGCAGCUGCAGAGGUCUGGGGAGGAAAAGCUAAAAUCUCAAGCACAGUUGGAGGUGACAGAAGCCCAGAGAGAUGAGUUCAGGACUCUGACCGAGCAACUUAAAACCCAAAUAGAGACACUCAAUCAGAGACACAUUGCAGAACUCAUGGAGAGCAAGCACAAAGAAGAGGCACUGAUUGCAGAACGUGACCGAGAAGCAGCAGUUCGUUCUGAGUUGGCUGCUUCUGAGGCUGUGACCCGACAGGAGCUGGCCACCCUCAAGGCUGAAAACGAGAGGCUGGCCAUGGAAAACAGUGAGACACGUGAGGGUAUCCACCGGGCCAACACAGAGAUGGCAGAGCUUGGCAUGACCAUCUGCAAGCUAACUGCAGAAAAUGAGGAGACCACAGAGCGUUGGGCUGCUGAUGCUGCCAGGAUUGAGGACCUGGAGAAACACACCACCAAAGAGGUGGAGCGACUAGAAGCCUGCGUGACAGCUCUACAGCAAGAGAAUGCCAGUCUGAGAGAGGAGCUGACACAGAUGGAGAACCUCCCGGGGACUUUAUUGGAGCUCCAGGAGAAGCUGGAGAAAGCCCAGAGCCAAGUGAAGAGCCUCAAGGACUCUAGCAGAGAGGAAAUGGAGGGUAUCAAGUUCCAAAUGAGCUCAGAGAGCAUGAAUUAUCAGAACCAGAUCAAGAACGUAAAUGAACAGCUGGUUCAAGUCAAAGCCCAGCUGGAGAGAGAGUUGGAGCAUGUGUCUACUCUGGAGGCCAAAGUGUCUGAGCUAGAGGUUCUGAAUGAGCAGCACUCACAGCGGAUUGAUGAGAAAGAUGCUCACAUCACAAAGUCAGACAAUAUCAUUCGCCAGAAUGAGAGAGAGAUUCAACAACUCAGAGAGUCUGUCAGCAGCACCGAGGAAGCGCUCUCGGCCGUGCAAACUGUUCGUGACGAACUGAAGGAGAAACUUGAGAAAGCAGAAGCUGACAAGCAGACCAGUCACCUCAAGAUGUCCGCAGAGAUCGAUGACCUCAUCAGAACUAAGAGUAACCUUGAAGAGCGGCUCAUUGAACUUAUUAAGGACAAGGAUGCCCUGUGGCAGAAGUCAGAUGCCCUGGAGUUUGAGCAGAAGCUGCGGAUGGAGGAGCGCUGGUGGCUGGUAGAUCAAGAAGCCACUCACUGCCUCGGUUGCCAGGGCCAGUUUACCUGGUGGCUACGCAAGCACCACUGCAGGCUUUGCGGCCGCAUCUUCUGCUACUACUGCAGUAACAACUUUGUAAUGACCAAGCACAGUGGGAAGAAAGAGCGCUGUUGUAGAGAGUGUUACACCCAGCACAGCGCUGUGGUGGAGAGGUUCACCGAGGCAGAGCUGAGUCCUGCAGACACCCAGCCGCCUCCACCUGGAUUCGGGCCUCAAUCCCCACCUGCGCCUGCUCCUUACAAACCCACUCCCAGGGUUACAGUGUCUGAUCCCAGCAACAGAUCUGAUGACAGCGCUUUUGACAUCAUCACAGAGGAGGAAGUGAAUGGCAUUUAUGACAGUGAUACCAUGUCCCAGACCACCGGAGGCUCUCUGGAAGGAGAACAAGACAGAAGAGCUCCUGGAGCGCUGGAUAUAGGCACAGGAGAUGCAACCCCCGAUGACUCGGAGGAGCACGUUCCCACCGUUCAGGAUUCAGAGAUUAACCUUCUCAGAUCUGGAGAAGUCACGAUGGCUGUCCCUCUCAGCAUUGAUGAUAUUUCUCAGUUUGGUGAUGGUUCCAGGGAGCUCUUCAUCAAGUCUAGCUGCUACAGUGUAAUAGCGAUUGCUGUGGGUGACUGUGGGCCCACUGUCAGCUGGAUGUUCUCCUCAGAGCCCAAGAGCAUUUCCUUUAGUGUGGUUUACCGAGAAACCUCCGACUCUCCGGUGGAGCAGUCAAAGGUGCUGAUUCCCCUGACCCGCUGCAACUCCCACAAAGAGACCAUUCAGGGGCAGCUCAAAGUGAGAAACCCCGGCCUGUACACACUCAUCUUCGACAACUCCUUCUCACGGUUCAUCUCCAAGAAAGUCCUUUACCACUUGACGAUUGAGAAGCCUGUAAUCUACGAUGGAAGCGACUUUCCGUGAAGCUGGACGGCACGCACAGCCACAGCAACACGCACUCCAUGCAAGACGGUUAAAGGCAGACCGGAGAGAUAAGACUUCUAUGUCCAUUUUUAAUCAAUUGUUCUUAAAUUCAGUCACUUGGUUUGCUCUUUUGUUUCCAAACCUCCUUACUCCCCAAUGAUUUUAUGUUAUUUCUCUUAAAUUAGUCAGCGUCUUAUUUGAGAAGGAUCCUUUCUAUAUUAUUUACCUCUAAAGUAUAGCGUUUUGAGGUGUGUUCAUGUGUUUACUGUUGCCUAAAUGAAUUAUUGUCCAGGGGAACAUAGAGAUUUUUGAAAGAGAAACAGAAAAAAAAUAUGACAUUGUACAUUUUCUGUUUAAACAAACACUAAUAUUCAUUGAAAUCAGAUGGAGUUUUGAUUUAAUUUGCUCAUUUUACAACGAACUUUCCAAUCAUGCGGCAUUUUAUGUUUUUUUUUCUAUUCUAUUCUGUUUUUUUGUUUUUUUUUUCUGAUGGUCUCUGCUGGCUUUGACCUCUGGUUUUUCCUCAGAUGUUGUCAUGUUAGAGAACACAGAGCACUGUGUGCAAGGCUUGUAACAUGUAAGAUCCUAAAAUUGCAGUUUUCAGGUGAAAAACAUCUAUCUGCAAAGAGAUGAGAGCGCCUGAUUUUUUCUAUUUUGUUUUGUUUUCUCUUUGACGCACAUGGCUUGCUCACAGCAGCAGCAAAGUGACACAAAACCCUGACUAACCCACACAAUUACAGUUACUGCCGGACCUUGAGGACAGGCGACGGGGCAAAGACUCCUCAUGCAGCUCUUAGGUGCGGGACGUAAACUCCUCUUCCACUGGGACAUGUCGACAUCUGAAGAAUGUCCUCUUUUUUUAACAAAUCUACUGCCAUCUUAUUUGGUAUGCAAGACCUUAGCAAGCAGUCUCCCUCCGAUUAAACGUAAUGCUGUUCAUAUGCAGGAUGAGUAUGUGUAGUUAUAAUGACAUGCAUGCAAACGAUGAGGCUAAUGAUGAUCUGCUGUAUUCUCAAAGUGCCAACUCGCUCCAGUUACCAGAGAUCAGUUCCCUGCAUAAGUGUAUGAUUAACACCUUGUUAUUCAUCAAACAUAACACUUUGUAUGAAAUAUAAUAUACCGUAUGGAGUUCAUUUUAAAUCACAGUAUGCACAAUAUAUAUUUUACCAUCAGAUGAAGGUGUUUUUUUCUAGUUUGGCUUUCAUUUUUAUCUCUGGCAUUGUUUUAGCCAUACAUUUGCGAUACCUUAGCUUUUCUUGUUCUCCGUAAUCAGACGUGUUUGAAUAUUGUGUGCUGUUAUUAUUAUUUUUUUCUCCUUUUCUCUCAAAGCAAUAAGAAAACGAGGUCGGUCAGACUCCUCUUAAUGAAGCAAGGGCUUAAGUCUAUGCUGCUUUUCUAGAGAUUUGUUUGCAUUUCACAAACGGUUCUCUUUUGUACUCUUUGAUUCGUGUAAAACACUGCAAUUUGUAUGCAACGCCUCUUUUACAGAACUGCACUUUUUGAGAAUUAUUUUUUAAAAUUCUGUUACAAAAGCUAUUUUGAAGUACAUCUGUAAAGUUUAUAUGGUAUUUGUCCAAGAAUUAAUGCAGGGACAGAUUUUGUACUUGUUCUUUUUGACAGACGAUUUUGUAGGAGUGAAAUGUGCAUUGAUCUUCCACACGAGCUCUCUGUGCAACCAGUAAUAGACCUGUCAAACACAGCAAACAUGAAUAAAAUGUGAGAAUAAUGA
Myripristis murdjan (pinecone soldierfish) is the source of this 6423-nucleotide messenger RNA. RefSeq names its product FYVE and coiled-coil domain autophagy adaptor 1a (gene fyco1a). The coding region runs from base 132 to 4694 and encodes 1520 amino acids. The transcript is spliced from 18 exons. The record is from RefSeq and is a predicted model, not a curated record. NCBI's taxonomy places the organism in Eukaryota, Metazoa, Chordata, Actinopteri, Holocentriformes, Holocentridae. Gene Ontology annotation, biological process: plus-end-directed vesicle transport along microtubule; positive regulation of autophagosome maturation. Gene Ontology annotation, cellular component: lysosome; late endosome; autophagosome. Gene Ontology annotation, molecular function: metal ion binding.